AUGGCUGACGACAACGAAGAUGCUGAAAUGAAACAAGCCCGAAGUCGCGAACGGCAGUUAGCUUUGGAGAACCCAAACACUGACAUUGGCUUUUGUGGCAGGAUUCUGGUUGGGCUCUCCCUCAUUUUCCUGCUGGUUACUCUGCCCAUCUCCAUAUGGAUGUGUAUUGUGAUUGUGAAGGAGUACCAGCGAGCUAUUAUUUUUCGCCUGGGGCGCCUUUUGUCAGGAGGAGCCAAAGGACCAGGCUUGUUCUUCGUCUUGCCGUGCACUGACAGUUUUAUUAAUGUGGACAUGCGCACCGUCACCUUUAACAUCCCACCACAAGAGGUUUUGACCACAGACUCUGUGGCAGUGUGUGUUGAUGGCGUGGUCUACUACCGGAUCCAGAAUCCUACUCUGGCCGUGGCUAACGUCAGUAACGCAGAUGCUGCUACGCAGCUAUUGGCCCAAACCACCCUGAGGAAUGUCCUGAGUAACAAGAACCUGGCAGAGAUUCUGUCUGACCGUGAAGACAUUGCACAUUUUAUGCAGGUCACUCUGGACAAUGCCACAGAUGACUGGGGAAUUGAAGUGGAGCGGGUGGAGAUCAAAGAUGUGAAACUGCCCCCUCAGCUACUGAGAGCCAUGGCAUCUGAGGCUGAGGCCACCCGCGAGGCUCGAGCCAAGGUGAUCGCAGCAGAGGGGGAGAUGAGCGCAUCGCGGGCGUUGAAGGAGGCGUCCCUGGUGAUUGCAGAGUCUCCGUCAGCCCUGCAGCUGCGCUACCUUCAGACCCUGAACACCAUCGCUGAAGAGAAGAACUCCACCAUCAUUUUGGCACUUCCACUGGAGAUUUUGCCGAAAUUCGUCAAUACACGAGAAAGUGUCUAA
Molecule: messenger RNA, 867 nt
Organism: Pelmatolapia mariae (spotted tilapia)
Lineage: Eukaryota; Metazoa; Chordata; Actinopteri; Cichliformes; Cichlidae
Product: stomatin-like
Exons: 7
Coding region: 1-867 (288 amino acids)
Cellular component (GO): plasma membrane
Source: RefSeq, a predicted model, not a curated record